CCCUAUCGAUAAAUUCUAAAAAAAAAAACAAAAAAAAAAACGACGAGUGAGUAUCGCGAAUCGCGACGAAAUAUUAACCCUCUCCACCCCGGCAGUAAAAGGAAUUACACAAAAAAAAGGGAAGCGUUACGUAGUCGUUUGCCCACAACCAAAAUGGCGGCUAACGCGCUCCUCCCGGCUCCCGUAGUGUGGAUUGGGUAUUGUGGGCACGGAAUCCCCAGGGCUGCCCUCCGAUCCGUCUCCGCGCAUGCGCAACAGGAAACUCCAUAAUCUAGCUGUAAGGAGCCCAAGGAAGGGGAAAAACAGCCACUGAGAAGAGAGAGAGGCAGGGGGAGCUGGGAAAUCUACGAGCACAGGCCUGAGCCAGCCAGCUGCAUUACCUACCCCUAGCCUGAGAGCCGACCGAGCCCCGGGGGGCCACACAGCUUUUCUGGACACUACAGCCGGAGCCCAGUGACACCACCACCACCACCCCCCACUGCCAGCCAGGAGAAGCCUACAAGGAGGGGCAGCCCUGCCAGGACAGCAACAACAACAAUAACAAGAAUGAGAGGGAAGCAGUAGAGCCCAGCUGGGGAGGGGGAUCCUUAUUGCUCUUUGUUGUGGCAUUUAUUAACCCCCUCAGGCCCGAAGGCUGCUGCCUGUCACCCUCACAAGUUCAUCUGCUGGAGAAAAUAUGGAACCCUAGCAAUUCCAGCGCCAUCCUCUCACAGCUCCAAAUCAACACUAAGGGAGCAGGUGAAGAACACCCAACUCUGCCCACUUCCCACAACGGGAACCUGACACACAGCCACUGCGCCAUGCUGGGCCGUGAGGAUCGGAUGCAGACCUAACGCCCAUACUGUGCCGCAAUGAGCAGGUACAAGAGAGAAGAGAGAACAAAAUGAAUGGCGGCAGUGAAAGUGGAGGAGGAGAUAACUAUGGAGGGGCCCCGAUGGUCCAGGUGCCGAUUGGUUGGCACAGGAGGGUGGAGCCAGGCACUGUGGUGUACGUCAGUCCCAGUGGUACAGUUCUUACCUCUAUGGAACAGUUGCGGACCUACCUAGUAACUGAUGGAACUUGUAAGUGUGGGCUGGAGUGUCCCCUGAACAUCUAUAAGGUUUUUAACUUUGACCCAAGAGCAGUAGUGAAACGGCGUAGCGCAGAAGACGUGAAGGCUGAAGAGGAUAUGACCAAACUCUGUAACCAUCGUAGGAAAAUUGUAGCCCUUGCAACUCUGUACAAAAGCAUUGAGAGUACACCCCUUGCACUACAAAGUCAAGCUGCUGGAUGUGGCUCAAGUCAGAACUUUAAUUCAACAUCCACCAGCCCAAAGAUGGGGCAGCACCCUUGUUCCCUGGAUCCUGACAUUUUCACCAAACUGAUGAUGGAAAAGGCCCACAACAUGCCUGCUCACCACUUGGAGAAACCUCUGGAUCACAAGUCAGAUACUUUCUCUCCCCAUCCUGGAGAAAGGUACUCUGACUUGAGAUCCAACCAGCGGCCUGUCUUAGCCAGGCAGCAUGGGGCUUCUCUUAGUGAGUCCUAUGCCUUAAGGAACUGUCCGCCAAUGCCAUCAAAUGGUAAUUACGAGGUGUUUUCAAGGACUCCACAAGCCAUAUCUCAUGAGCUGUGUACCAGUUCUUUUACACAACUUAAGUCUUCCCAGAAUCGGCCUUCCUACCCUUCAUAUAGUCAAGAACUUUCAGGCCUGUCCCCCAAACCAUUAGCUCUUAAUACUUGUAGUUUUGUGCCGGGUGGCACCUUUAAUCGGACGCUUGAAGAAUCUAUUCAGGGCUCACGGCGCCCUUUUGUCUUUCCUGAGAAAGAUCCACUGGGUAUAUUGGACUCAAACAGUUGUAGGCCACCUAGCCCAAAGCCCCAUGUAUUGAACUCUCCCCCCUUAAUUCAGUCUCAGGUCCCCUUAAUGAACACUCACCCUACUCCUGAACACAACCCAGGCAACCAUUCAUCCACAGCCCUACCCCCUCCAUUUUCUCCUUUUACCCGUAGUGGCGCUCUCACAUCUCCCUCUACUACUAGGUCCUCCAUAUCCUCCAUUUCGUCUCCAGCUGGCAGUGUGGAGCCGUCCCCUCAGCGUUCCCGCCAUUCAUCUGCCUCCUCCGAGCACUUUCCUGCACCCAUAAGGUCAAGCUCAAGAUCUCCACGACCUGUCAGCUCCCCUAAGCGCUCUGUGCCCCACAGUCCAAAAGCAAUACUUGAAGGCCUCCCUACCUUUGGGCAGGCCCAACUGGGAUCCUCUUCAAAUGCCAGCCAUGCCUUAACCCACCAAAGCAAUAAAACAGCACCACCGGUGUCUUUGGGAGCAGCGCAAGGCUUACUGGGCUUUCCCCUCGGAUGCAUAUUGGGUCAGCAAAGCAAUGCUUCCUUUCCUGCUAGCAGCCUUCUCACAGCAGCUGCCAAGGCCCAAAUGGCAAAUCAAACCAAACCUGAAGCCUCAGCCCCUAGCACUUUACCCAGCCGAGUGCUGAAUCCCAAUACUUUGCUUUCUGCAAGCGUCACACAAGAAGGUCGGGCCCUUCCCAGCAGGACUCAUUCCCAGAAAAGGGAUUUAAUGGUGAAGCGCAAAAGACAAAGGAAUUCUCCAGGUCUGGAUGCAAGUCCUCAAGAUGUUAGUGGGCACAACCCUACUAGUCCUAGUGGGCUCUCUAAAUUGAAUUCAUAUUCAAAGUUAACAGGAACUGGGGGGCAGGUUGAGGAAGACAUGGGAAGAUCCAAAGCCAUCCAUUCUCACUCUGUUUCUGGUAAUGCUCCCCCUUCUCUUUCAAUGCCUCGGUCAUCAGUAGAGGAGUCCCCAAGCCAAAGCAAAACUCCAAGUCUGUCUCCAGCAUCCCAAGAUAUCAGCAACCAUCUUCUUGGCCUUGUAGGGCAACUAGUCCAGACUUCUACGGAGCUGAACUCAGGGACUUCUUUACCACUGAAGUUACCAUCUACACCUACUAGCACUAAUCCAACAUCCUCUUCUGGCCGACCCAGUCAGUCUCCAGUACCAAAGUCUCCUGUCCCUAGCCUACUCCAGAGCAAUGUUGCAGAAGGCAGCACAGAGCUACCAUGUUCUCUAAGUAAUGCUGGGGAUAGCUUUUCUUUUUUGGGACAGGAGCAUGUGAUGCCAUUUUCUGCUACCCCUGCCCUGUUAAACUUAGCAUUGCUGGGGUCAUUGCCGCUUUCCCUCGGCUUAAAUCAGCACCAACAGCUUCUUAACCAAGGUUUGCUUAAUUUACUUUCCUCCUCUUUAUUGGGUAGUGCAGAACUUGGCCUAUUGGGACUCCAAAACCCACCUAUGGCAUUGCCUUCUGCUAUGGGUGACCCUGACUCCAAUGCUUUGCAGGCUUUGUUAAUGGCAUCACUACUACAAAAUCCCCUUUUACCACUGGGAGGGCUUGGACUACCGCACCUUGAUCUUCCACCUCAAAACCAACAGCAAAGCGCCCUCUUGUCAUCCCUUGCACCUUUGUUGGACUCUUUGCCUAAUCCGCAGAAUGACACAGCCGAGAAACAUGAGACACCACUCACCUUGCCUGAGACGUUCCCUGAAAACGCCCUUCAACCAUUGCUAUUCCCACCUGUCUCUGCCUCUCCAGCCCUCAUGGCUUUGAAUUCAGCACUACUGGCUGCCAGUCUUGGGGCUGUUGACUCCUCUGCCUACCCUGGACAGAGCUGUAUCAAUACCUCCUGUACGGGAUCUGGCUCCAUUACUACAACCACUAACUCACCUGCCUUAUCAGAAGGGAAACUCCCUCAGUCCGAACCACACAGCCCAUUCCACCUCCAACAGCCACAACCACCGGGCCGGCUUAACACUCUGAUGCCGCCUCUUCUCAACCCGCUGCUUACUGCUGGAUUGUUAGGAGAUCUUGCAGCGCUGAACACUAGCACAAGUGCCCCGAUGGGAAGCCUACAUUCUCUUUUGGGGGCACAGGCCCUGCUACAAAACCAGCAGGCCUUUUUGCCUUCUCUUCCGGGGGCUCUAGGAUUGCAGUUCUUCCAGGGACAGUCUGUUUUGCAAGGACAACGCAGCAACAACCAGAACCAUUUAUCCUCCACAUCAGAGAAAGACGUCAACCCUUCCCCCCACCCAGAAAUCUGCAUUACACCUACAUCUCAAAUGCCAUCAAACCCUCAGCAAGCUUUGGACUCAAGUUUUCCCUCACAACAAGUUGAUAUGACGAACAAGUCUCAAACUUUGCCGCUCACCCCCUUGCGGCCUGGUUCUUUUGUCUCCAACACCUCAAGUGCCUUUGAAUCCUGCCCCAUCCCCAAAGGCCCCCCUUUUCAGGGACCAGUCCGCACUGACCUUCCUCCAGACACACCUUCUGACCCCCCAAGAACUGGUACAUUAUCCCAGUCAAUGGACCCAUCUGUCUCAGAGACAGAACCAGAGGCAUCUCCACUGAAAAAGUGCAGACUGCUGACUGAUUCUGUUGUUCCCUCUGAGAUCCCUAAUGGAGCUUCCCCAAACAUCCUCCCAUGGAUGGGUUCCCCUCACUCAUCCAGCACAUUAAAUCUUCCUGAAAUGGAUCUGUCUAAGGGCAAAGAGAGGGGUUUCAGAUUCAAUGGUCGAUCUCGAGCUGAGAGAUCCUAUGGUCGUCGGCCACGUGGUGAUAGGUUAUCCAGCUCCAGGCACACUUACUGGAAAUAUAAUGGGGAAGAAACCUUGCAGAAUGAUGGAGAGGAAGCAGGACAGAGCCAGGAAAUCACACAACCAGUACUGGGAAUCCCUCCAUUUACUCACCAUUGGCACGAGGAAGGAGAACAGCCAAGGGAGCAGGAGGUGGAUGUGCCACCCCAGCUGCUGAAACGCUCCCGUAGAGGAAGAAGAAGAGGCCAAAAUUCCCAGAGGAUUGGUUCCCGUAUAGAAGCUGUUCCUGCAAAAUGGCCAUCUAUGGAUCCCGCCAAUGGUUUAAAUGCUGAACGUCCCAUUAUCCGCCAGAACCGCCCUGGUCGUCCAGCCAAGAACAGACGGCGAAGGAUCAUUUAGAAUUAACCCCGCUCAUUCUCAAUACCUGACCCUGCAGACCAGUAUCUGUUACUCUUCACCUCAAAGGCACUUCCCUGCUCCCCAGCCUAUGCCACAUUUUAUUUUCAUUCAGUGAGCGAGAGGCAAAGCUUUUAUUUAUGACACCCCAAAAUCUCCUGUCCUGAGAGGCUGCACCGGUGGGAAACUAGGGCACCCUGUCCGUACAGUCACACAGCUUUUCUCCAGUGAGAGGCCUAAGCCCGGCCCAGUAAGCUCCAUUUACAGUGCUUUAUUUAGUGUUGGGACUUUGUGUAAUUCGGAUCAUUAUAUGAGAUUGUGUUAUGAAAGGUAUAUCGUUUGACAUAUUAUAGAUAUUUAAAGUACCCCUUUAUUCUUGUAGGAGGGGGAGGGCUGGCAUAUCUCUGUGGUUUUCACAGAUGCCAUGAUCCCCACUUCUCAAUUCUCUUGUUUGUAGAUAUUAUUAUUUAGUUUGGAAUUUGACAACCUGAAAUAGGCUCAAAAAAACACUGUAAUCUGGUGUAGGUACCUAGUGGCCCCCCCUCCUGGUAUUGGCAUAAAACUCCCAGCAGGUAUACUAGAGGUCGAUGGCCACUAGGUGCCUACACCUACUUGCUAGAAAAUACAUGAGCCAUAAAGUCAUUCUAAUAGGCUCCUAAAAGCACAAUCUGCAUUGUCCACUUCCUCUUACAUCUUAUUGUCCAUUACACUAUUUUAAUUUAUUUAUUCUAGUUUUUUAUGUAUGUUUUUCUCCCUCUUCUUUCUGUUUUUCUGGUACUUUUGGUUUGGAAAUGUCACAUGUCGAUGUCCUAGCCACUAAUGCACAUAUCCCAUAUUUUGUUGGUUUUCUAGUUGCUUGGGCUUGUACUCUUUGCCCAAAUCUUACUUUAUGGCAACUUUACAACCCCCGCCACUCCUAGCUGUAGAAUUUGUCACCUCUCCACAACUCCCAUAUACUUCAAUGCAGCAAAACAGGUCACAGGACCCCACUUACCUCCACAAUAGGUGCAGACUGCACUUCUAAAAUAUUCACCUAUAAAGCAUUCGUAGCAUAUUUUGUGAAUUUGACAUGGAUGUAUUAGUUGAGAAUGCACAUUUUAACUACGAAAGCAGUGU
Molecule: messenger RNA, 6091 nt
Organism: Hyla sarda
Lineage: Eukaryota; Metazoa; Chordata; Amphibia; Anura; Hylidae
Gene: MBD6
Product: methyl-CpG binding domain protein 6
Exons: 13
Coding region: 884-4978 (1364 amino acids)
Molecular function (GO): DNA binding
Source: RefSeq, a predicted model, not a curated record